GUUUCCUACUGGUGGUACAACUGGUACGUGCGGUUGUUUUGUUUGUGUGUGCGCCGCCGUCGUUCACAAUUUUCUCAUUCGUUUUUUUCCCUCCGUCUCCUUGUGUAUCGUGGUUGUUCUGGCGCUUGUUCGACAAUCGGUGUAAUCAUCGUUUCCAUUUUUUGUGCAUCGUCGUCGCCGUACAUUUUUUCGCGACCCCUAACAACACUUGAGCUACAGUUUUACAAGUCACUAGGAAAUAUUAUCAUUGAUCCUGUCUGUCACAUACUCCUGUCAUACCCGUAAGUAAUGUUUGCAAUUAUUAAGCAGUCGUCAGUUUGUCUUAUUUUUCCUCCUCCAUUAUCUGCCACCGCCUCGUUUGCAUGCUGCCGGUCGAGGGAACUCUUUUUACUGUAUAUUACUUAUCCUCAGAAUAAAUACUUUUGUAUACAUAUUGAACAAACACAACGGAUUUUCAUUGGCGCUAACCGGUGACCAUUCCCGACUCCGCGCCACCUUUCCAAGUGCGGGUUAGGUGUUUUGUAUAAUGUUAAAAUUUUGUUGUUAUGUGCUUCUAUGUCGAGUAAUCUCAUAAAAUAAUCAAUUUAUCGUAUCGUAAUUUUUGUUCUUGUUUUGUGAUACGCUCAGGCAUUUAAACACAUGCAUUCAACUAUUUUUUCAUAUUCUCCCAUACCUGCCUUCUACUUAUGAUAAUAUAACGGUUUAACAAUAUUAUUGGCCCAUAAUAACAAGGCGUAUGAAUUGCAAAAAUCAAUAGGUAGUACUGUUGUAGCUUUAAACCUGUUAAUUAAAUCUUACCGCAUCCAUCACAUUAUUAAAUUAAUUAGUCCACGAUGUAUUCAUACUGAUUAAUUAUAAUUUAUGAUAUAAUAUGCUUAAAAUUUGACUCCUCACCACGCGACUUUUCCACAUAAUUUUAUAGGAAUCUAAACUUAUAAACAUUUAUCAGUAAUUUUCAUUGUGAAUACCUAGUUAAAAAUAGUUUUUUUUAAAUUCUUAUUGAAUUAAACUUGUUUUUCAUCAAAUUAUAUUGCUGUCUGUCUUUAAAAUGCAAUUCACAAUUUUGAUAAUAAACAGGCUUGGCUACCGUAGGGGAUAUUGAAAUUUUUCCCGAAGUUUUUCAUUUUCCAAUAUUAUCCUAAUUUCCCUAUCUCAGCUUUGCAAUUUCUUAGGUAGGAAGUAGGUACCUUAUUUAUAAAUGUUCAAAAGUGAACCUCAUUUAAUUAUGUCUGCAUACUUUAUCAACCAAGUCUCCCCUACUUACAUGUAUAUUGAUGUUGAGACAUGAUUUAUUUAUAAUUUUUAUUCUUUGAAUCACUUGUUUUCUAACAGUGACACAGUUAUAUGACCCCCGGUUAUUUUAAAAUUUAAUUUUAAUAAAAUAUUUUUAUAUACCUUUCUGUAUAAUUGUAUAAGACCUGUUCUUACUAUGUCCUGUUAUCGCUAUCUGAAGGUUAAAUUUGUCACAAACUGGCAAAAUUCUAUUGGUUAACUUAUGCUUAAUACUAACUGGAACUUUAUGGGACAUUAUAAGAACCAGACAAAGUAUCUAUUUACUAUCUAUUAGUUGAUUUGGUUGGUGCUUUUCAAGGUUAAAAAUGAAAUUUGUCUAAAUAUUCUUUAUAGUCCUUUUGAAAAGGGUUUUGUGUUUAUGAUUCUCCUAAUAAAUAACUCAGAUUUUUUUUUUGUAAUUAAUUCAAAUAUAUUUUUGUAGACGGGUCAACUGCCAACGCAGUAUAGUGAGAGCUGAUAGAUAGAUUUUCGUGUUCAAUUAAAAUUGUUAAAUUGUAUUGUCACAGUAAUCAUUAAUAUCGUAAUCUAGAUAUGAUAUUGUAUGAACUAAUAAUGACUGGUUUUUCCCCUUGUGUUUUGAGUGACCAAGCGAACAAAUUUCAUUUUUAUCUAACAGGCAAUAGCGUUAUCGAAUAUUUUACCAAAAUAAUAUGAACAACCACUCAAGUUUACGUAAAUAAUAAAUAUACAUAAUGAACACAAUGUUCACAAUAACAGUUUCUAUUAUAUACAUAACAUUUUUUAUCUUUUUUAAUCUUAUAAUUCAUCGAAUAAUUUGAAACAAAUUUAUGUUUGGAUAAUUUUAAAAAUCUCACACCCACUUUGUGGACCCCCGAGUUACCCUCUACGGACCCCCAAGAGGUCCAUGGACCACCGGUUAAGAACUCCCGAUCUAUACAAAUUUAAAACAUGUUUAGGAUUUAUUAUAGAAAAGUCGUAAACAUAUCUAUUAUUAUUAUUUAACUACUCAAAUAUUUCGAAUGGUUACGAAUAGCUCAAAAAUGGGCAAGAUGUUUUAAAAAUAUAUUAUUUGCUAAUAUACUUAAGUAUUCUGUAAAACUUUUAAGUUAACAAUGAUUUUAAAUUACGUUAUAAAAAUAAAUAAAUUUCUGGGAUAUUUUUUCUUGAUAUUGUUCAAUAUGGAUGUAUGUUCCCUCAUAGAAACUAAAAUAGGUAAUUUAAAUAAAUAAGGUGUUUAUGAAUUCAUUAGGAUCCCCUCUCUCUCAUGUUAUAAGGUAGUUAAAAAACAAACAAACAAAAUUGUAACAUUAUGACACCCAUACCAUAUUUUUAUGUAUAACUUAUUUUUUUAAAAAUUAUAUCAGCAAUUUUUAAUUUUACAUUAUCUUAAAUAAAAUUUGAGAGUUAUCUUAGCAUUGUCUAGUGUAUAGAAAUAGCUUCCCUGAUUAUACAGGUACCUUGUUUACAAGCCCUAAGUGUAUUUUUCCUAACUAUAUAUUUUAUGAAAAACAUUGUGAUUAAUCUGCAAUUGAAAAAUAAUAAUUAUAGGUAUUUAUUACUGUCAUUUCUUUAAUCACUAAAGCCUGUUUUUUGUUACUGCUGUGGGUUGAAAUAACUUCUAAUAGGCUCUGCCACAGUUAACUGUAGUAACAAAAUUAUAGCUUAGGACUAAAUACAUAUUAAAAUAAUUACAAAUAUAUCUACAAGUACCUACAUAGUGUAUAUGUUAAUUUUUACUGAAAAGUAUAAUUUUUUUCAAUAAUAUUAAAUUUAAAUACCUAUCUAUGUCUUCAUAUAAUUUAUUUUAUUAUUUUGAUGUUAAUUCUUCAACAGGGAUCUGAAAAAAAUUAAAUUUAAUGUUAACUAUAGUUUUCAGUUAAAAUGAAAACUAAGGAAGCAGUAGCUGUAGGAGACGAUUCGGAAAAUGAAUUUGAAGUAGAUGAACCUGAAGAAGUAGAAGACCAUUCAGAUGAUGAAUGGGCACCAAGUGCUGCGGUAUGUGGAUUAAAUAUUAUAUAUUAUAAUUAAAUGAAUGAAUAGUAAAUUUAUUUAUUAAUUAAUUAGGCAAAAACUCCCGGUAAACGUGGUAGACCAGCAAAAAAUCCACCCGGCAGAAAGAAGAAAAUGCCAAAGGUUGAAGAUGACGACGAUGAAGAGGAAGAGGAAGUAUUACCAAAAAAGGCUAGAGGAUCAUCAAAACCAAAACCAUCAACACCAGCUAAAGGGCGUGGAAGAGCACCUAAAGGCAAAGCUAAAAAGGAAGAGGAACCUGAAGAGGAAGAAGAGCUUGAUGAUGAGGAUCUAGCAGAUGAAGAAGAGGAAGAAGACGAAGAUGUAGACGAUGAAGAAGUAGAUGAUGAAGAAGAAGACGAUGAAUAUGAUGAUGACGAAGAAGAAGAACUUAAUCAGGGACCAAAUGCAAAGCCUGCUAAAAAAUUUACAGUAAAUUAUAAAUAUAUAUAUAUAUAUAUAUAUAUUUAUAUAUAUAUAUAUAUAUAUAUUCAUAUAUUCAUACAUUCAUACAUAAAAGUUAUUUCAUUUUUGAACAUUUUUUUUUUAGUCUGGAGCAUUUGUUGUUCUAAAAACAGAUAUGAUUGUUAAAGGCAACCCUCCUGUGUGGAAAAUUGAUGGAAAGGCAUUGUUACAAAAAUAUGUUCCAUUCAAACAGGAUGGUAAAGUGUUAUACAAAAAUACAUCAGUUGUAAGUAACUGAUUAUUACAAUAUGCAUAAUUUAUAUGAUCAUAUUGUUAUGAUGAGAUUUGGCUAGAAAUUAUUAUUAUAUUUUUUUUAUAUAGUAUUCAGGUUGGGGUUCUAAUGUUAAAGAUCAGUACUAUUCCGCACCUGUAACAUUUAUACAGCAAACACGUAAAGAACACAUAAUUGAAUUUUUCAAAGAUAAAAUUAAGAAGUAAGUUAAACUUAGUUCAUUUUUCAAUAGUUUUAUUAGAUUUGAUAUCCCUGUCUGUAAGUGUAAUGGUCAAAUUAAGUAAUUGUAAUGUGAUCCCUUUCUAUUUUUCCAAGCUGUAAUUUUGCAUACAGCAUUCAGGCUAAAAAAAAUUUUUUUUUUUAAAUAAUUUUUGAAUAUUAUUUUGGUAUUUUAUUGUUCAUAUAAUGAUGUUUAGGGAUCCUAAAAUUGAAGAGGCUGCUCAAAAAGAAAUGGAAGAAGAAGAUGCUGACUUUGCUGCAGAAGAAGCAAAAUAUGAACAAGACGAAGCGUAAUAUUGUUACAAAGAAAUAACUAAGUAUGACUGUUCCCUUAUUAUUAUUUUUUUUUCAGUACAUUUAUGAACAGCUUUUUUAAACAUUUUUCAUUUUAUACUUUCAAUGAUAAUUAAAUUUUAUUAUUUUGUUAAUAAUGAUGUAAAUUUAGCACCAAAAUUAUUUUGAUUAGUAAUUUUAAUUAUAUCUAAUAUUUGAAUGGUACAUUUAAAUUCAUAUUGAAUGUUCAACCUUUUAAAUUCCUUCCUAAUCAUUGGAGUAGUAAUAAUUUAUAUUAAAAUUAUCACAUUUAUAUGUAGUAGUUAAUUCUGGUUCUAAAUUCAUUAACUUGAAGCAUAAUAAGUUAAGUUGCUUUUAUGACUAUAUAUAUGCGGUAAAAGUGUAUAAUUUUUCUAUCAAUAAUAUUGUCACAGACACAAUAUGAUGUGUCCACAUUAUAUACACAUUACAUAUAUAGUGUAUAUUAUAAGGAUUAUAAUUUUGAGAAAGUGACAAGUUUCUUAUAGUUUACAAACAAUAAAAAGUCUUUUAAAUAGAGAUUUAAUAACUAGUACCUAUUUCAUUUCAAAAUUUUUGAUGUUGUAUAUAUUAUAUAUUUAUAUUUAUAUGUAUGUGUAAGCUAAAUAUUUUAUUUACUGCUUACAAAUGAAUGAAAAUAAGAAUAAACAAUUAUAUUAGUAAUACAAUUGACAAUUAUUACUUUUUGUGUAAAUUUAAGGGAAAAUAAUAAUUAUUUUUUUGUAUACAUGUUUAUUAUUACCUUAUCACUUCUUUAUUAUUCAAUUGUAUUCAUGUGUGUUUUGUUUAUUGAAAAAUUGGUGGUAUAAAUAUAAAUUCUAAUAUAUUUCAAUUUUAAGUAACAAUAAUUCUCUGCCUGCUGGUAUAUUUUUAUUCACUUAUUUAAAAAUAAAUUUAACAUAAAAACAAGCAUAUACUGUUUAAAUAAAAUAAAACCUGAUGCGUCUAUAGUCCCUAAAUGGACCAUAAAAUUUUAGACUUGUAUAUAUUAUAUACAGUAUAUUGUUAGUGAAUCUAGUAACCCGAAAAGUACUUAAACGUAUAGUUACAGACUGUAUUUUCUUGUAAAAAUAAACCCCAAAAACCAUAUUGUUGUGAACUGUAGAAAUCCUGAGAGUAAGUAAACAUAUUUUCCCAGAAUCUAAAUUUUAAGCGACACUAACACCAUCAAGAAGUGCAAUAUAUUAAGUUUUAAAAUAGACAACUAAAAGUUACUAUCUAAAUAUAUUUCUAUUUAUUAAAUACAAUCUGC
Molecule: messenger RNA, 5744 nt
Organism: Cinara cedri
Lineage: Eukaryota; Metazoa; Arthropoda; Insecta; Hemiptera; Aphididae
Source: the annotation of a GenBank genome assembly